Cynara cardunculus var. scolymus (artichoke) is the source of this 1460-nucleotide messenger RNA. Its product is annotated as trihelix transcription factor PTL-like. The transcript is spliced from 2 exons. The coding region runs from base 1 to 1443 and encodes 480 amino acids. The record is from RefSeq and is a predicted model, not a curated record. Lineage: Eukaryota; Viridiplantae; Streptophyta; Magnoliopsida; Asterales; Asteraceae.
AUGGAAGAGAAGUAUGGGAUGAGGGAUCUGACAACUCACUAUACGAAGGGAAGGCCCAUCUUCCCUUCCAUACCGCAGCCACAGCCUCAACCUCAACCUCCUUGUGACCUGCACUACGCCAUGGUGAUGCUGGGAGGUGGUGGUGGUGGUGGUGGUGGUGGUGGUGGAAUGACAUCGUUUGGAUUUGAUUCAACAAUGGAUGUUACGGCAUCAACAGCAGCAGCAGCAGCAGCAACUUCUGAUCACAGUGGUGGCGGUGGUAAUGGUUUAGACAUGGAGAUUGGUGGUUGUGAUUCUGGGAGAUGGCCAACGGAAGAAACUCGAGCACUCCUAGAGAUCCGAUCAAGACUUGAUUCUAAGUUCAAAGAAGCUAAUCAGAAAGGGCCUUUAUGGGAUGAAGUUUCAAGGAUAAUGUCCAUGGAGCAUGGGUAUAAAAGAUCUGGGAAAAAAUGCAAUGAAAAAUUUGAAAACUUGUACAAGUAUUACAAGAAGAUUAAAGAAGGGAAAGCUGGAAGACAAGAAAACAAGAAGCAUUAUCGAUUCUUUCGCCAUCUUGAAGCUUUAUACGGCGAAACGGGCACUAGUACCAAUCCAGAUCCUAAGCCACCUUCGAUCUCGAACCUUAACAUUGAAACUCAUACUUUUCAAGCAAAUCCACACCUUCCCAAUAAUCCAUCUAUGUUCGAUUCUUCAUCGUGCGACUACAAAAACUACAAUGCAACCGUGCCGCCGUUCAGGGACGAUGUAUACAGCCAUUGUGUUGAGAGGAACAAGAGAAGGCCGGGAAGAAAGUGUUGGAAGACCAAGAUAACGGAUUUCAUCGAAACAAAAGUGCAGACGCUUAUGGAGAAACAAGAGGCAUGGAUGGUGAAGAUGAUGAAGACAAUUGAUGAAAAGGAAAAAGAGAGAAUUUUGAAAGAGGAGCGAUGGAGGAAAGAAGCGUCUACGAGAUAUGAAAUGGAAAAUAAGUUUCGAGCAAGCGAACGAGCAUGGAUGGAGUCAAGAGAUUCAGCUUUGAUGGAAGCUUUGCUCAAAUUAACUACGAAGGAAAGUAAUGAUCGUAAAUACGAGAAAACCGGCGAUAGCAGCGUGUCGAAUUGGGAAGAAAAUGAGAUAACACAACUGAUACAUCUAAGAAGUGGCAUGGAAACAAGAUUUGAAGAAGGUGGGACGUCUAUGGCAGAGGUUUUGUGGGAGGAAAUUGCUUUGAGAAUGGCUUGUUUGGGUUACAACAACAGGAAUGCACUGAUAUGCAAGUCCAAGUGGGAUGAUGUUAACUUUCUACUGAGAACCAAGAAACAGAAAGAGAAGAGCAGAUGCUCAAGUUUAUCAUCUGAUCACCAGAAUUACAAUAUGUUUGAUCAUGGAACUGGUGAAAUUAGAGGUGUUGAUCCACAGAAUGAUGGUGGUUAUAGGGUGUUGAUGAAUGACGACUGGAAUUGAUAUCGGAUGAAGAUCGC